AUGUACUGCAAGGCUGCCGGAGAUCCUCAAGCCCUCUCCCCAAAGCCUUUCUGCCCUGCUCCCUCCCCACCAAGGCAUAAUUUCGUGGGAACUGCCCAAGGUCACACAGCCCAACAGGCAGCCUGGGUCGCGGCGAGCAAUGGGACGGCCCCUGAGCCCCUGAACCCGUUGUGCCGAGCGUACCUCUACGCCUUCCAUGGCUACCUCUUGGAAAUCCUGUUCACGGCCGUCAUCUCGGGCGAGGACUGGGCCUUCUCCGGGGCCACCACCUUGCUGUCUUUCUUCGCCUACGGGACCUGCGGCCUGGCCUUGGAGCGCAUCUACCUCUGGCUGCGCAACGACUGCUGCCUCCUGACUCGCUGCCUCCUCUACAGCCUCUGCAUCUAUCUGUGGCAGUUCUCGACGGGCUAUGCCCUCCGCUGUUUCGGCACCUGCCCCUGGGACUUCAGCGAGUUCCGCUACAGCUUCCUGGGGAUCGUGGCCCUAGAGCACAGCCUCAUCUGGUUUGUGGGGUCCCUCCUGCUGGAGAAGUGGGUCCUCGCCAACGUCCUGAGGCUCCGGCUGGACGAACCCUGGAAAGCCAAACCUCGUCCCAUGCCCAAAUUUGUGCUGAAGGACGACUGA
This is a messenger RNA of Podarcis muralis (Common wall lizard), 624 nucleotides long. RefSeq names its product transmembrane protein 229b-like. Lineage: Eukaryota; Metazoa; Chordata; Lepidosauria; Squamata; Lacertidae. The record is from RefSeq and is a predicted model, not a curated record.